AUGUUUUGGGUUUCUUCUCGUCCCACUUAUCGUCAAACAUUUCCUUUUUCUAUCCGUUCAAAUCCGUGUCAAGGGGUUAAACCUUUUUCAACUAAUAUUACUUCGACACAAAAACUCACGUAUCCUAUCUUUUUAGCCAUUUUCCCCGUAUUAUCUUUUGGUUUGGGUACUUGGCAAAUACAAAGAUUACGUUGGAAAGUUAAAUUAAUUGAAGAAUGUGAGGAUCAGUUGUCUAAACCACCUAUUAAUUUACCAAAAAGAGUAAAUUUGGAUGUUUUGAAAGAUUAUUUAUAUAGACGCGUUAAGACUUCGGGACAUUUCCGUCAUGACCAAGAACUUUACUUGGGCCCAAGAACAUUCAAUAAUCAACUUGGGUAUUAUGUUAUCACUCCAAUUGAACGUGAAAAUGGAACCACAGUUUUGGUUAAAAGGGGGUGGAUUUCGAAAGAAAAACUUAAUCCAUCAACGAGACCGGCUGGACAAAUCAAGGACAAUGUAAUCAUUGAAGGUUUGUUAAAAGGUUCAGAAAAGAAAUCGUGGUUCGUUCCAGAAAAUAGCCCAGAAAAAAACCAAUGGUGUUGGCUAGAUAUUGAUACUAUGGCUCAGAGAACAGGAGCUCAACCAGUAAUGAUAGAACAAAGUUUGGAAGGAUCCCCAUUUCUGACGAAUCAUUUGAUCCAAAAUGGUAUCCCAGUCGGAAAAAUUCCAAAUGUGGAAUUACGAAACACGCAUUUACAAUAUGCAAUCACAUGGUAA
Funneliformis mosseae is the source of this 756-nucleotide messenger RNA. The record is from the annotation of a GenBank genome assembly. NCBI's taxonomy places the organism in Eukaryota, Fungi, Glomeromycota, Glomeromycetes, Glomerales, Glomeraceae.